CAAAGCAGGCAAAACCCUCAUUGAUUAGUUUUGGCUCAUGAUCAAUCACCACAUGUCAGGAAGAGGCUCCUCGGUCGACAUGCAUGAUUCUUCCUUAGGCUUGAUGCAGUUCCACGAUCACCACCAGUACAUGUACGGCAGCAGCACCGGCCCUUUCUUACCUCAACACCACGGCUUCAUCCACGCCGAGGAAGAUCGCUGCACCGGCAAGGUCGUGCCGGGGUUGGUCGAGCCGGCCGCGGCCGGGGUAGCCGAGGAGGUGGAGUUCGACGCGUGCAAGGAGGGAGGAGGCGACGUCGCGGUGGUGGGUCAAGAGAGGCAGCAGCAGGAGGACGCGCCGAAGCAGGGCGAGGAGGAGAAGGAGGCCCACGGCGUGCGGAUGAUCGCGCUGCUCAUGGAGUGCGCCGUGGCCAUGUCGGUGGGGAACCUCGCCGACGCCAACGGGACGCUCCUCGAGCUGUCGCAGAUGGCGUCCCCCUACGCGCCCUCCUGCGGCGAGCGCCUCGUCGCCUACUUCGCCAGGGCCAUGGCAGCGCGGCUCAUGAGCUCCUGGGUCGGCGUCUGCGCGCCCGUGCACCCGUCCUCCGCCUCCUCCUGGUCCGGCGUCCACGCCGCCUUCCGGGCCUUCCACAGCGUCGCGCCGUUCGCGAGGUGCGCCUACCUGGCCUGCAACCAGGCCAUCCUGGAGGCGUUCCGCGGCAAGCGCCUCGUCCACGUCGUCGACCUCGACGUCGUGCCGGGCGGCGCGCUGCAGUGGCUCCCGCUGCUCUCCGCGCUGGCGGCACGGCCGGGCGGCCCGCCGGUGCUCCGCGUGACGGGAUUCGGCGUGUCGGCGUCCGCGCUGCACGACGCCGGCACCCAGCUCGCCGGGCUGGCGACCAAGCUGGGCAUGCCGUUCGAGUUCUACGCCGUCCCGAAGCGGCCCGGAGUUGUCAUCGACGCCGUGGCCGACCUGCCGAGCAGGAGGCCUGGGGAGGUCGUCGCCGUGCACUGGCUCCGUCACGCCCUCUACGACGCGGCCGGGGACGACGUGGUCACGAUGCGUCUGCUGCGGUGGCUCGAGCCCAAGCUGGUGACGCUGGUGGAGCAGGAGAGGGGGCCGGCCGGCGGUGACGGCGGCCAAUUCCUGGACCGCUUCGUCGCCGCGCUGCACCACUACUCGGCGGUGUUCGACGC
Molecule: messenger RNA, 1176 nt
Organism: Triticum urartu
Lineage: Eukaryota; Viridiplantae; Streptophyta; Magnoliopsida; Poales; Poaceae
Product: scarecrow-like protein 23
Source: RefSeq, a predicted model, not a curated record